Cooperia oncophora is the source of this 357-nucleotide messenger RNA. Lineage: Eukaryota; Metazoa; Nematoda; Chromadorea; Rhabditida; Trichostrongylidae. The record is from the annotation of a GenBank genome assembly.
AUGGCUCCGUUCUGGGAAGACGUCGACAAUAACAAUGCUGAUAGUGCGACUGUGAAGAACGCAGCCAGGAGGAUUUUAUCGGUGGAUAUCAAUGCCGACGACGUUGACCCAAGAGCACUGAAGGACUUUCAAGCGAAGGUAGUCGCACGAGUGCGCGAUGAUCCAUUGUACUGUAACACGCCGGCGUGUUUGUCGAAUGAUGGAAAGCCGAUGGCAACAUGGGCUCGACAUCUUCAUGACGUUUUCUAUCUCUACGGAUUGUCUCUCAAUCAAUCACUUACACUGGAUCCUGUCGGAGGACAGUCUAACGCCUCCACACUAACCCAGUCAAUGCAGCGGAGCUUUUUAGGUGUGUAG